AUGUGUGCAGGCCUUCGAGAAAAUGUGCCGUGGCGAAUGUUCUACGAGCCCACGUGUAUCAACAAUCCUGUCAACUGUGACCAGGUUAGAAGAGUUGAUGCACUCUCCCCUACUGAGAUGAAGGAAACUCCAAUAGGAGUUGUCGAGGAGAAUCAAGGGUACUUGUUUGCUAUUCUGGGCUCCAGCAACAAGGAACCACAGCAACCUGAAGGUCCUGGGCCUUCGCAGUCACAACCGUCUUGGUGUGUCUGCAAUUUUUGUAAGGAAAUGCCAACUCAGAGGGAACGACUGUGUUGUCAAAAUGAUCCGGAGAGUUGCAUUUCUAGACUACCUGAUUUCAGAGUUCUUAUGCUCGAUGAGGCUGUCCUGGCUGUAGCCAGACUUUACCGGCAGGAUAUCCUGGCAUGGAUGCAAUAAUGUUUAAUUUGUAGAAAUAAUAGGUAUCUUACGAACAUUCAGGGAAACUGGAGUCGAAACAUGGGUAUAAGCGUAGAUCGUAAUAAUAAGAAACUGAGGCAACCAAAAUUGACAGGAAUGUAAAAAGCAAGAGAAGAUCGCCAAUAUACGAUGCCAUGAUUUUCCCGCAAUUCUUAGUAAAUAUAACAACCUCAGUACAUGUAUUUUAAUUGAACCUCAACAUUCAGUUUUUCAUUACGAAAUAUGUUUGCUGUCAUAUAUAACAUGUCAUUCGAAAAUGCAAACCAAAUACCAAUAAAUUAAUAACAUUGGUUGCAUAUUAUGAGUGUAUGAGUACUGGAUCAGACAAUGGUUGCCAUUAUAAAGAGAAACAAAGGCCCAUGACGAAUAAACAAUGGUUGACGUAUACCGGUCUCUACUAGCGAAUGAGUAGCGGA
Molecule: messenger RNA, 854 nt
Organism: Magallana angulata
Lineage: Eukaryota; Metazoa; Mollusca; Bivalvia; Ostreida; Ostreidae
Exons: 3
Coding region: 1-417 (138 amino acids)
Source: RefSeq, a predicted model, not a curated record